Molecule: messenger RNA, 4815 nt
Organism: Volvox carteri f. nagariensis
Lineage: Eukaryota; Viridiplantae; Chlorophyta; Chlorophyceae; Chlamydomonadales; Volvocaceae
Exons: 19
Coding region: 1-4815 (1604 amino acids)
Biological process (GO): protein polyglutamylation; microtubule cytoskeleton organization; regulation of DNA-templated transcription
Cellular component (GO): cilium
Molecular function (GO): tubulin-glutamic acid ligase activity; DNA binding; tubulin binding
Source: RefSeq, a predicted model, not a curated record
AUGCAAUGGCCUGCUUACAUGAACUUGGAAAGUCGCCAUUCCUUCCUGCGGCGCACCACACCGAAAGCAAUUGCACGCCAGGCGGAGGCUGCCUCGUCCAACUCCCAACACCCUUCCUCCGCAAAUCGCCCGCUGCCGUACCAACUGAAAGCAUCCAGUCGCGCGCUGUUGGAGCGCCGGAAAGCAGAGCAGGCGGCCAGAAAAGCCGCGACCGCUUCCCAGCCCGCUGCAGACGAAGGAUCCGACGCAAACGACGCACAGCAGCCCAGCUCCUCAUCCCCUCAAGAGCCCAGCAAGACUUUUUUCCGCUUUUGGCAUGACGAGAAGCGGUUCAAGGGCAGCGGGGCUGACUCCCUGGUCCAGCGGGCCCUGCUGGCCGCGGGCGGGGAGCGGACCGGCGGCCGCGUCAAGUCCGACCCGCGCCCGGGGCCCGGGCCGCUGGGGUGGCAGAGAGGAUCCCAGUCGUUAAGUCGUAAAAAGCGACUGCCUGAGACGCUCACCCAGCAGCAGCAGCAGCAGCAUGGAAGGUUGUGGAUGCUGAAAACGUCGCAACACUUGGGUCAGUGGGUGGGCAAGGGACUGCAGCUAGUGACACAACAACACGCAUUGGAUGCCGUACUACGGCGCCAGGCGCAAGUCGCUCAGAAGUAUGUAGACGACCCGCUGCUCAUCAAUAACCGAAAGUUCGGUAUUCGGUUGUGGUUAGUUGUAGUCGGGUCAGAUCCGUUGCGCGCCUACCUGCAUAAGAACGGCCUUAUUCUCUUCUCAACGGAGCCGUACGACGCGGCGGCGGUGGAGGCGGCGACGGUGACGGCACCGUACGACCAUAGCGGUGCUGUUGGCGGCGACGCUGGGGGGAGCCCGUUGGGGGCUGCCGUCAUGCUCGCUCCGAGCGCCGACGGGGGUGGGGGGGAAGAGGAGGAGGCGGAGGAGGAGGCGGAGGUGGAAGAGGAGGGAGUUAACGAUGGCGGCGGCUGUGGCGGCAGCGGCGGGAACACCGCCGGCAUGGCGAUGAAGCCGCCUGUAUGUACGGCAGGUUCACCGCCUGCGGCAUUGUAUCCUCCUCCUCCUCCUCCUCCUCCUCCGUCGCCGCCCCCUUCUUCCCCUGCCCCCCGGGGUCAUGUAACGAAUUACGCUCAGAACGUGGAUGGGGAGGUUUGGAGUCUCAGGCAGCUCGCGAACCACCUGGGAACGGAGAAAUUCAGCGCGGCGCUGACUGCGGCGGCCGCGGUUCCACACAUUCGCUCCGAAACCGCUCGUCUACGGGUGCCGUACAAUUCCCAGGGCGGCGGCUGCUUUGAGCUCUUUGGACUUGACUUCCUCGUGGACAAAGAGCUGAGUUCUACGUCUGGUACACUCUUGCCCUGGCAGCAGCUUCAUUCGUGUGUGCACACCGACCCACGGGUCGAACAGCUCAUUCGGCGUGAGAAGGAGGGCAUGGUAGCCGACAUGGUCUCGCUGCUUAGGUUGGAUAGGAGGUACGGCAGUCGCCACCGUACACAUCGCAUUCAACACGACGACGACGACGGCGAAGGCGGCGAUGCCGCUGAAGAGGGUGCUGUGGGUGAUGACGGUGAUGGCGGCGGCGCUGGAGCGCUGCGGGCGCUGCUGCAGGCCACUUACCCGCAGCAGGGACAGCAACAGGCGACGAUGGCGGCGGUGAUGGGGCCUUUGUCGUCCUCUGGAGAGCCCGGCUGCGCCGUACAUUACAAUUUUGGGCAUCAGCUUGGGUGUAGCGGUGGUAGCGGUUAUGGUGGGUGCAACGGCGGAGAGUACGGGCAGGUGGUGACGGCGGCAGCGCCGCCGCCGCCGUCAAGCCGCAGCGGUUGGUAUCCCCGGCCGCCGAGUGACGGCGGUCAGGAAUACGGCUUCGGCGGUGGCGCCGGCUUGGAAGGCCCCGCGGGAAGUCGCGGCAGCGGCGGACCCGUGGGUCAUUGCAGCAGCAGUGACGCGGACUGUACGAUGCAGCAGCAGGCGUUAGUAGCAGCAGUAGCACCUCCCGCCGUCGCUGCCACAGCGGCAGGCGGCGACACGACUCCGUGUACGGCAGACGUCUUCGGUCCCGUCGGCGUCGGCAGCGCUGAGGCCACGGAGCCGACGGCGGCCGAUCUUGCCGUACGUGAUGCUUCGCCGCAGUCUUCACGCCGCAAGGGCCGCUCGGGGCCUAAGAGCCGCAGCAGCCCGUACAUCGGCGUGUCGCAGCUUUGGUUCCCCUGCUGUACAUGUGUACGACUUAAUGUGAAGUACAAGCGUACGGGCCGCUGGGAGGCCCACAUUUGGGAUAGCGGGGAUAGCAGCGGUACGGGCAAGGGCCGUCAGCUGCAUUUGGGCUCUUUCUUAACCGCCGGUCAAGCUGCAAGGGCGUACGACCUGGCGGCGCUCUGUAUGCGGGGAGAUGCUGCCGAGCUGAACUUCCCGCUUGCGACGUACCAGGAUGACCCGCUGCUGCAGCGCCUGCGCGGCAUGUCGAAACGGGCCUUGAUCAUAACGGUCGCGACGCAAGAAGGUCUAUCGCUGCCGGCGCCACCGCUGCCACGCGCAGUGGUGUACGGCAGUGAGAGCUUGUACGGACAGAAUCAGCAGCAACAGACUGAAAAGCUAACUGCCUGGAAUUGGGGUGGCAGCGGAGGGACGACGGCGACGCUACAGGGGGGGAUAUCCGUACAAGGGCCCUCGCCGCAAUUCUCUCCGCCCUCAAUGUCGUCGCUGUUGGCGGCGUCCGCACGCCUGCUAGACGAGAGCAUGGCACUGUGCUGCAGCGGCGGCGACGGCGGCGGCGGCGGCACUGGUGCCAUCGGGGCCGACACGACGGGUACGGAUAUGGCUGCGGACCACGGCGGCGGCGCUGCGGGCGACGCUUCAUGUGCCUCCACCACCCCUGUUACCGCCGCCGCCGGAGCUGGUGGCGCCAGCGGCAGUCGUACACUGCAUCGUAGCCGCAGCCUGCAGCACCCGCAGCACCAGCACCAGCAGCAUCUCCGACAGCAGCAUCGCGCACCGCUUUGUGUGUCGUCCCGGAGCCCCCACAGCGCCCGAGUGCGCAAGAAGCACGGCGGCGGCGGCGGCGGCGGCGGCAGCGGCGCGAACAGGGUCGCUAGCGGCGACCACGGCAGUCGAUUUCUUGGCGCCGCCGUGCUCGGCGGCGUCGGAAGGUCCGAUAACCUGACGUCAACGUCGCGGCCAGCUGCCCAGGCCAGCGGCUGCCCGCCCGCGGUGCCGUACACCCAUGUCGCUGCAGAGCCCGCGGGACCUGUCGCUGCUAUGGCGCCGCCGCUGAAAUUGCACGUGCCGUUGGGUUCCGGAGCGUCUUCCUGCGCCGCCGCCGCCGCUGCUGCUGCUGCUGCGCUGCCGCCGUCGUCCUCUCUGCCGCCGUCGUCGCCGUUGCAGCGCAACCCUGUCCAGUCCACACUGGCUCUGCUGGGCGGCGGCGGCGGUGGCGGUGGCGCCGCCGCUCCCGCCGCAGCGGCGGCGUCGGCUGAUGGCCCUGCCCUGUGUCCCCCAUCGAGCUGGGCCGUACAACAUCCUCAGGCGGUCCCAGCGGGGUCGACGGCCCCCUGGGACGAGAUAAUGGCAAGGGCUGGCGGCGGCGGCGGCGGUGACGGUGACGGCGGUGGCGGAGUGGGUCUGCAGCGGCAGAGCAGCAUUUCGUCGCGCUACCGCGCGGGUGAUGUCAUACGAAGCAUAGAGAGCUUCGCACGGUGCAGGGCGCAAUCGCUGCCUCUGCCGCCGCCGCCGCAGCUGACUUUCACGCCGGGAUAUCAAGGGCAGCCGCCACCGCCGCCGGAAGGCAUGGCGGCGGCGGCGGCGGGGACGGGGACAGCGGCUGGGGAGCAACCUCCCGUGUCGUGUACCUUGGAGUCCUGGCUGGCGGCUGCCGCAGCGGCAGCGGCGGCGCCGUCGGUUGGGGACACGUCGGAUGCCGCGUCGCAGCCACGGAGGUACGGCGCACAGCUGCCGCUGGCGCAGAUGCCUCCCCCGCCGCCGCCCCCGCUGGCCCCGCAGUUAGUACGGCAACUUGGAUCUGCUUUCGGAGCUGUUGGUAGCAGUAGCACUGGCAGUAGCAGUUGCGGUCCGCCUUCGCUCAGUGUUGACGUCAGUGACCUGGAGGAGGUUGCAUCGCAGGGUGUGGCUAGUAGCGCUGACGGCAGCACGGCCGUGUUGCCGUACACUUCAGGUACGUUUGAUGAGGUAAUGCCGGACGUUGCGGACGAGCAGGACGAGCUGGAGGAUGCGGUUAUGGAGCAGCUGGAGUGUAUGGGUGGGGAGGCGGAGGAGGCCUGGGCGGCGGCGGCGGCGGCGGCCGCCGCAGCCGCCGCCGCCGCCACAGCAUCGUACAUGGAUGUGGUACACGCGGAUGAUAGUGGCGGGAGACAGGCCACCUUGUUCAUUAAGUCAGAGUCGGGGCGCCUGAAGGAGGCGGCAGUCGCAACGGCUAGCGAGGAUGAGGGCGGCGGCGGCGGCGACGGCAGCUUCAGCGUUGACGCCGCGGCGGCGGACGUCCGAAGAGUGGGAAAUGGCGGCGGCGCCGGCCGCGGAGACUCAGCAGCCUCAGAGACCGAUCUGACGGCCCAACGGCAUUUUGCUGCAGUGUCGUACAUGUCCUCACCGUUUGCUAGUUCCCGCGCGUGUGACGGCGGCGGCGCCGCCGCCGCCGCCGGUACGGCGAUUCCAUUUGGUGAGCCACUGCCUCCGCUGCCUGACUUGGGCAGUUUGGACGCACGCAACCGCGUGCGGACGCAAACGUCGUCAGACAACGUCCAGACGCACGCAACCGCACCACAUCAGCAUGACGAUGUGAUAUGCUCGGGUAGUUGA